GGUGAAUGCAGCUGCAUUUUGGAAUGGCUUGCGAGGUCAAAAGCUAAAAGUUUCGUAAACAAGGGAGCUGCAAUGUCACAAGCGUAAAAACAACAUAAAAUGGGUGCACUUGACUAUUUUGCCAACUUUUGCACUGUCACCAGCACAAGGAACAGGCGUAGGCCUUUUCAGACAGUUGAGAUCAAAGUCAAAAUGGAUUGUGAUGGCUGUGAAAGAAGAAUAAGAAGUGCUGUCACCAAUCUCAAAGGAGUCAGAUCAGUAGAAGUAAUAAGGAAGCAGAGCAAGGUGACAGUAAGUGGGCAUGUGGAUCCAAACAAAGUACUAAAGAAAGUGAAGGACACUGGAAAGAAACGAGCUGAAUUUUGGCCCUACAUUGAGCAUAAUUUAGUAGCAUAUCCUUAUGUUGUUGGAGCCUAUGAUAAGAGGGCACCUGCUGGUUAUGUUAAAGAUGUUCCUCAAGCUUACCCUUCUUACAAUGGACCUCAAGAUAACAUUUCUACAUUUUUUAGUGAUGAUAAUACUGAUGCUUGUUCCAUUAUGUAAAGAAUUUUAUGUAAUACGUACUUUCGUUCAGAUGUAGUUGUCACGUAUGUACCAGUUGAAAUUCCACAAUUAAUAUGUUGAAUUAAUGAUUAUAACUGUAAUACUAUAUUUUUUUCUAACCUAAGGUGUUGUAUAUUAUUUGGGAUUUA
This is a messenger RNA of Chenopodium quinoa (quinoa), 692 nucleotides long. RefSeq names its product heavy metal-associated isoprenylated plant protein 21-like. The record is from RefSeq and is a predicted model, not a curated record. Gene Ontology annotation, molecular function: metal ion binding. The transcript has 4 exons. Lineage: Eukaryota; Viridiplantae; Streptophyta; Magnoliopsida; Caryophyllales; Amaranthaceae. The coding region runs from base 100 to 543 and encodes 147 amino acids.